AUGACUGGCAAUCCGUUUACCAUUAAAAUGUCAACCUAUGCCGUCCUCGAAACCAAACCGAAGAACGCAACGCCUGAACACCCCCAACUGGUCUUCGACCUGUUUUCCACAACCUUCGCACUAACUGGCCCGAUGAAGCCUACGGUGCGCGUUCGCUCUGUUCAGCCAAUAAUAUGUUCAAGUCUCCAAGAUUGUGUUGAGGAAACCUUCGCGGCGUUGGACACCGAUAAAUCUGGCAAAGUUAGCUGCGCUGAGCUGAAGUCUGCCCUUGAGAAGUGCAAGGGUGAGAAGAUUGACGAAGACGUCAUGAAGCAAUUUAUCGCCAAAUUUGACACCAACAAGGACGGGGAAUUAAGUUUGGAGGAACUUAGAGCUCUUUUUUAA
Messenger RNA from Mesocestoides corti, 384 nucleotides. Lineage: Eukaryota; Metazoa; Platyhelminthes; Cestoda; Cyclophyllidea; Mesocestoididae. The record is from the annotation of a GenBank genome assembly.